UCUUAACUGGUAUCGUCUGUGCAGGGAAUAUAUGGUUAGGAAAAAGGAACCAGGUCUUAAAACCGUGUGCAAUAUACGAUUUCUAAGAUACCUUGAUAGUAAAACGUUCACUCUGGAAGCUUUAAUUUUUAAAAAGAAGACUACAAAUCGAAGCUGUAGGAAAAGAUGCAGCUUACGAAUGAAGAACAUAAAAAUCGUUCUAGUCUUCACAAUUCUCACAUUUCAAUGCGAACAGAGUUUGGCAAAACAGUGUCCUAGGAAUUAUAUCGACAGGACUGGGUGGAAAGGUUUUUGUUGUGAGAAGGUGACGUGUCAACCAGGAACGUAUGUUGAGAAUUGUUUAACUGACCACGGAAAGGAUACAUGUAAGGCUUGUCCUAAAUCAACUUGGAUGCUGGAUAUCACUAACUCGGACCUACCUUUACCAUGUGAGGAAUAUGACUCUUGCCCUUUCGGAUCAAUCAGAGUAGAAUACCUGCCAAACUCAGCCGGAUGUCAUCUACCCUGUAUAUGUGAUACAAAUAAAAACUUUUUUGGAUUUGAUAGCUGUAAUUGUAAAAUAUUUUCUGGAAAAUGUUCAACUGGUACAGUACUGGCUCUGAAUGGAUCUUGUUUACCAAAAAAGAUUGCUAAUGAAGAAAAUGACUUAAGACCGGACAACCCCGUCUACAUUCCAAUAGAGGGAACCACAAACAAGUUUGAAACCAGCACAAAGGAAAAAGAAAAUGAUACACCUAUAAAAAGGCCAAAAAGUACUGUUGGUGGAUCUAAUGGUACUAGGAAUAACUCAUCUGCAAAAGAAACAGUAACAAAACUGGAAAAGGGCGGCUUCGAUUGGAGGAUUGUCAUCUCUAUUUUGGCAAUAGCGUCUAUAGCACUGGUGAUAUCUAUCCGAGUUAUAUAUACAAGAAGGAAACGGAGAGAUACUCAUAACUCUGAAACCCCUCCUCCGAUUCCUGACGAAGAAAUGACACUAGUUAAGGUUCGAGACAGACUUAGAAAUGAUUAUGAGAUAUUCAUUUCUACCAACCCUCCUCCUAUUCCGGAAGAAGAAAUGACUCUGGUAAAGUUUCCAGAUAGAAGUAGAAAUGAUUCCGGGGUAUCCGUAUCAUCUCAUUCAGAGAAUACUAAUCUCAUGAGAGACAAAGAACAAACCCAAUUUUCGCCUAGAGUAAAACAGGUUGCCCUUGUAUCACCUGUCCUUCGAGAACACGCUGAACAAGAAAGUACAACCACUGAACCAUUAGAAGAAACAAACUCUGGUGGACCAUGUCGUCUUGUGAUAUCAGCUUCAACUCAGGAGCACAACAUGUAGCUGAACAAGUAUUAAAUACCGCUGCCUAGGAACUAUUUUAUCAUUCCCUUUCUUCACAAAGUCAGGCAAAAUAUUGGUAAAUACAAAUAAUCACAUAUUUUGUUACCAAUUGUAAAGCGGUCAAUUUUUUCCCCAAAGGAAUGUAUUUUAAAAUCAAUAAAAAAUGACAAUAUUUACCUAUACUGAUAGUAAGAAAUAACAAAUCAUUUGUUUUAAGAUGAUACUUUCCAUUAUUAUCAUUUGGACUUUCAAGUUUUUCUUAACGAAUAUUUUGCCUAAUUCUCAUUAACAAACCUUUGUGUAUAUGUGUAAAUGUUAUCUUUCCUUUUUCCUUUUAUGAGAGUUGUUUCAGUCUAUACAUCUACUCGUUUCUUUUUUUUUGUUACCAUCAGCAUGGUUUAUUAUUUUUUUCUCUCAAGAUUCUAAAUUAAAAGGUCUGGAGAUAAAAAGAAAAGAUUAAACUUGGUGAGGAAUAUUUCAUUUUAAAGUUAGGAACAGUUAUAAGAUGUUGUAGAAAUCUUAUCCUAUCAUAUUUUAUAAAACAAAAUCUUCUUGAAAGUAAUUCAAUUUUUUAAAUUUAAUGAAAAGAAAAAGGUAGAAAUUUAGUAAACAAAAAAUAGGGAAUAAACUGAUAUGUUUUUUAACAUAUAUAAAUGACAUAUUGAAAAUAUUUAACAUAUAUGAAUAACAUAUAUAAAUCAGUUUUUAAACUGAUAUGUAAUAAUUGAUUUUCAAUUAUUAAAAAUGUGUGCGUGUUGGUGUGUGUAUGUGUGUUUGUAUGUUUUAUGAAUGUGAAACAUAGUCACAAACAAACAAUACACUGUGAUACUGCUAAUAUAGCCAGACCACAUCUUUAAAAUACUAGCGACUUUCUUUUCUUCACUGAAAAUAUUUGAAUGAUAAUUUAAUAUUCAAACUAUAAUUGAACAUAGAACAAUAUAAAUAGUAUAAGACAUUUUGCCUCUUUUCGAGAAUCGUGACUUGUUUCCGUUUCAUUGUUUUCUUUUUCUGGGUGAUAUCCAGUAGAAUCUUUUUGAUAAAUCCUUUGAAGUUCUUCAAAAUAAAGAAAAUACAAAUGGUAAAUAAUGAAAAAGUAGUAAACAUAAUGAGUGAAUAAACAUAAUUUCUGUGAACAAAAGGUUAAAUGUCAGCAAUUAAAAAAAUAUGACAGCAUCUAGGUACCUAAAUGGGAAAAAACAUAUUUAAAGGAUGAAAAGGACGAAAAUCAAACAAAUUUUCAAAAAGGUAAGUUAGGCCAUAAAAUUGUUAUAUUGAAUAUUUUACUUUCAUAAUUGAGCUAAGAAAUUAAUUUUAGAAAAUAAAACUCCAUUACUGUCAAAUAGGUCUUUAAAAACAAAAUUUGACGAUCUGAUUGUUUAUCAAUACUGUGGAGAUAUCUACAUUGUUUUACUUUUUAUCGUUACGACUGAAAAAAAAGUGUUCAGCUGUAGUGAAGUGGUAUAGGAAAAAUAGUAGAUAAUUUAUAAUUUGCAAGAUAUUUGAAAAAGAUCGUAAAAUAUAUGUAAUUUCAGGCUACAGUCAAAGUGUUAUAUUUAGGGAUGCACAAUAAAAAAUUCUCUAAUUUUCAUGCUAUUUUCACAUUUCCUGACCGGUGUGAGAAAAUAGUUCUAAUCUCUUGUGAAGAAAUUGUUCUCAUCAAAUGAUUGGUCGAAAUUUUAUUGUGACGUUAAAUUUUCUUUGUUUCUUUUGGAUUUUCCUAUUGUGACGUCAUAAAAAUAGGCGACCAUGCCUGAUGACGUCACAUAAAAAGUAACCAAUUUUCUUCAAAUCUUUGAAAAAAAAGGAUAACAAUCAUUAGAGAAACAGAUUCCACCACUAUAUCUCGUGUAUUAUGAUAUUUCUCCACUCUCGACAGUUAAAUUUUAACUAUUUAAAAAGCUCGGCAAAGCCUCGCGCUUUAAAUAUUAAAAUGUAACUGUCUCGAGUGGAGAAAUAUCGUAACACACUUGUUGCAGUUGUAGAAUCUAUAUAAAACUUUAAAGUACAGGCUUUGAUCCUAAGUGUUCUUUAUAAAUAUCAUUCUUUUUUUCAAUGAAAUCUCAGUCUAUUAAAAGUUAUCGUAAAAGUAUGAAACAGCAAAUAUGUAUUCUUGAAAAAAUAACAAUAGUGCAUUAAAACUAAGUUUAAUAAUUGAAGUAACGAUUAAUACUCAUUAAAUUCUUUCCAAGAUGGCUGUCACAAUUGUUAUAGUCUUAUACCAUCUUUAAAGAAGACUGUUGUGUAAACUUGUAUUGUAUGAAUGUUGUUGUUGGUCUUUUUUGUUUGUUUUAAAGAUAUUGAGCAAUUUGUUUAGAUUUUAUUUUAAUUUUUAACAUAAAGUCUAAAAAAUUUGACCUAUGCGUUUGGAAAAUAAUCAAUAUUUUCACAAAUGUAAAAAAAAUGUCAUUUCAGAGACACGUGUUAAUGUGGUAUCGAUUGGCAAUAAUACAUGUAUGUAGUAUCGAUUGAUACUAACAUGCUGUAUAAAUGAUCGAUUUCUACCAAUAUAAAUCCAAAAUGCUCGAGAGUCAGUCCACUCCUCGCUAAAAACCAGAGUUGCAUAUGGCUAUGAUCUUUGAAAAAGUUUACCAAAAACUAAAAUUUGAGAAACAAAAUUACUUGAGUAAAAAGGUAAAUUUCAUUAAAGCUGUAAGUGCUGCAGAUGUGUUUCAAUUUUUCAAAAGUUCUAAAGACGCGCAAUUGACUACUAAAGAAACUUUUUUUUACAAAUUGAUGAUUAGUCUGACAAAUUCAUAUCAGAAAGAUAACCGUGCCACUUAAGUGACUUUUCAUGUAUUAAAGAAGUUGGAAACAAUGUCUUUACAUAAUUAGUUCUGCGUUAAAAAAGGCAUUUUAAUACGUAUUCAGCAACUCUUGGUAAAGAGAAGAAGGAUGGUACCAGAGGUAUUUGGUACGUGAUACCGUUAGAUUUUGAUACACUAUAAUAGUAAAUAUUAGUGUUAUCAUUUACUACGGUAUACGGAAUAUAAAAUGUCAUGCUGUGCAAACAGAAGAUACCCUUUAUAAGAGGUUCUAUCUGUUUGCCAUUGAUGAUACUUUAGCCAACAUGUAUAUGAUAUGUAUAAUAAUGUAUUCAUAUACAGUUGUUAUGUGGGAUGUCUAUGCAUAAACACGACAAAGUGGCAUGCAAUCAUCUCCUAAAUGUCUGAUAAAAAUGGUUGAUACGGUCUGAAGUUUAGUUUUGGUGUAAGGUCUGUUGUCAAAGGUCGAUUCGAUCAUCAAAAUUUGAUUCACUUGUUUACCAAAUGAUUGAUUUAAAAUCUAAAAAAAAUGUUAUCUUUUCUGACUCAAAUAUUGCUUUUAUGUUAAACCAGUAUACAAACUAAUUCAAAACGUUAUAGCAAAAAAUGUUUUUGUCACAGUUUGGAUUUUAA
Messenger RNA from Mytilus trossulus (common blue mussel), 4710 nucleotides. RefSeq lists its product as uncharacterized. The coding region runs from base 32 to 1315 and encodes 427 amino acids. The record is from RefSeq and is a predicted model, not a curated record. The transcript has 11 exons. NCBI's taxonomy places the organism in Eukaryota, Metazoa, Mollusca, Bivalvia, Mytilida, Mytilidae.